Colossoma macropomum (tambaqui) is the source of this 1096-nucleotide messenger RNA. It is a transcript of the gene cenpo, whose product is annotated as centromere protein O. The transcript has 6 exons. Gene Ontology annotation, cellular component: Mis6-Sim4 complex; kinetochore. The record is from RefSeq and is a predicted model, not a curated record. The coding region runs from base 143 to 991 and encodes 282 amino acids. Lineage: Eukaryota; Metazoa; Chordata; Actinopteri; Characiformes; Serrasalmidae.
ACGUUGCUGAGCACUGACGCCCUUGGAGGCGCUGUUUACAUGUGACGUCGUCUUUCGCUGUGACCUCACGUCCGCAUUAAUGGCGGGUGGUGAGCGCUGAAAGCGCCAGAUUUGAACGUGGAGCAUCACAACAAACACGAAAAUGGACAUCGUGAGAAAACAAGGUGUCUUUGAUCACCUGUUGAUGUUGGAGAAGGCUGGAACAACAGGCCAGGAAAAGCAAAAGCAAGAUCAUGUAAAGGAGCUUCAUGCUGCAAUAUUAACACUCCGUGCUAAAAGAGAGAGACUUUGUGCUGAAACGGCAGCAUUAAAGAAUCUAAAAGAUAAACUGGACCAAGGGCUGCCAUUGGACGAAGAGGAAACUGAUGACUUCAUGCAACUUGAGCAAUUUCUGCUGAAAUCCAGGCUAAUGCAGCUGAAGGACCUUCAAACAGCUUAUCACCUCAUAGGUGGAUAUAAUCUGAUAGAGAGUAAACAAGGCAAAAGUGUAUGUGUGUCAUUUCGCACUGCCUUUGAGGGCGUGUACUUGGAAACGUACAAUGUGGAAAUGGACUUAACACGCACUGUGCAGAUCAGUCGUCAUAACAUCCCUCCAUGUGUCCCGCUGGAGAGACUUGCCAAAGAGCAUCUACAGACUGAUUUUAAAGUUUUCCUUGAGAUCCUAAGCUUGCACCUCAAUGCUUUAGCUGGACGCAAGCAACAAAUUUUGCUCAUCAAGGAGCUCAUUGGGACAGUAGAAGUGAUUGAAAGAAAUCAACUUUGCAACUUUCUCGUCUUCAUGUGCAAAACACAAGAGGAGACUGAAGCAGCUGUUCUGUGCACACUGGAGUAUGGUGACCUCACCCAGUGUCUGCCUACUCGUGUUACCAUUGAGAGUGAAAAUAAAACACUUGCAGAAUCCCCACAGUGGAAGAAAAACCAGGUGUUACUGAUGGAAUCACCGGUUCACAGUGCUCUUUUGACCAUGAGGAAAAUGGGAAGCAUUGUCUGAGUGAAUGGAGCACAUUUUUUAAGAAGUAUUAUUAAUAUGCUGAAUUCAUAUAAUCAGUACAUAUACUAAUAUACAGUGUGUGUGUGUGUGUGUGUGUGUAUAUAU